Molecule: messenger RNA, 1740 nt
Organism: Gekko japonicus
Lineage: Eukaryota; Metazoa; Chordata; Lepidosauria; Squamata; Gekkonidae
Gene: SLC17A7
Product: solute carrier family 17 (vesicular glutamate transporter), member 7
Exons: 12
Biological process (GO): transmembrane transport; regulation of synapse structure or activity; monoatomic anion transport
Cellular component (GO): excitatory synapse; synaptic vesicle membrane
Molecular function (GO): neurotransmitter transmembrane transporter activity; L-glutamate transmembrane transporter activity
Source: RefSeq, a predicted model, not a curated record
UGGAGGAGAGGAGAAUGGUGUAAGCUGCCUUGCGUCUCCAUUGGGAAGACACACAGGAUCCUUGAGCGAAAACAGCCAGGUGGGGAGAUCAUCGAGCUGACCGCAGAGGGACGGCCAGUAGAGGUGUCCGAGAAGCACCAGCCGGUGGUUGACUGCACAUGCUUUGGCCUCCCCCGCCGCUACAUCAUCGCCAUCCUCUGCGGCUUGGGCUUUUGCAUCAGCUUUGGCAUCCGCUGCAACCUGGGCGUGGCCAUCGUCAGCAUGGUCAACAAUAAUACCGUCUAUCAUGGGAACAAAGUCGUUAUGCAGAAAGCUGAGUUCAGCUGGGAUCCAGAGACAGUGGGCAUGAUUCAUGGGUCCUUCUUCUGGGGUUACAUUGUCACCCAGAUCCCCGGCGGAUUCAUAGCACAGAAAUUUGCAGCUAACAGGGUCUUUGGCUUUGCUAUCGUGGCAACGUCCACCCUGAAUAUGCUCAUCCCAUCAGCUGCCCGAGUCCACUACGGCUGUGUCAUCUUUGUGAGGAUCCUGCAAGGCCUUGUGGAGGGGGUCACAUACCCAGCAUGCCAUGGUAUCUGGAGCAAAUGGGCGCCCCCAUUGGAACGUAGCCGCCUGGCAACAACGGCCUUCUGCGGGUCCUAUGCGGGGGCUGUGGUGGCCAUGCCCCUGGCUGGGAUUCUAGUCCAGUAUACUGGGUGGAGCUCUGUGUUUUAUGUUUACGGCAGUUUUGGUAUCUUCUGGUACAUAUUUUGGCUGCUGGUUUCCUACGAAAGUCCUGCACAGCACCCGACCAUCUCAGAAGAAGAGAGGAAAUACAUCGAAGAAACCAUUGGUGAAGGCUGCAGUCUUAUGAAUCCACUUGUGAAAUUCAAAGCCCCAUGGCGCAAGUUUUUCACGUCCAUGCCUGUCUAUGCCAUCAUAGUGGCCAAUUUUUGCCGGAGCUGGACCUUCUAUUUGCUCUUAAUCAGCCAACCAGCCUAUUUUGAAGAAGUUUUUGGAUUUGAAAUCAGUAAGGUUGGUAUGCUUUCAGCCUUACCUCACCUGGUCAUGACAAUCAUCGUACCUAUUGGGGGCCAAAUUGCUGACUUUCUGCGAUCACGGAGGAUCAUGUCUACCACAAAUGUCCGCAAGAUGAUGAACUGCGGGGGGUUUGGCAUGGAAGCCACGCUGCUCUUAGUGGUUGGUUAUUCCCAUAGCAAAGGUGUCGCGAUCUCGUUCCUCGUCAUGGCUGUCGGCUUCAGUGGCUUUGCUAUUUCGGGGUUUAAUGUCAACCACUUAGACAUUGCCCCCCGAUAUGCCAGCAUUCUCAUGGGGAUCUCCAAUGGCGUGGGGACCUUGUCAGGGAUGGUGUGCCCGCUCAUCGUUGGAGCUAUGACAAAACACAAGACGCGAGAGGAGUGGCAAUAUGUCUUCCUUAUCGCCUCGAUGGUGCAUUACGGUGGCGUCGUCUUCUAUGGGAUCUUUGCCUCUGGUGAGAAGCAGCCGUGGGCCGAGCCUGAAGAACUGCACGAGGAGAAAUGCGGCUUUAUCAACGAGGACGAACUGGCCGAUGAGGAGGACGAAGCGGCCCGCAUGGCGACGGGAGCAGGCGUCGGGGGAGGCGGUGGCUACGGCGCCACCAAGAGCACCAGUUUUGCCAACGGGGGCUGGACAGCUGAUUGGGACAAAAAGGAAGAAUAUGUACAAGAGCCCGGCAAAGAUCCAUACCUGUAUGGAAAGGCAGGAGAACGGGACUUAUCAUAG